Molecule: messenger RNA, 3272 nt
Organism: Diorhabda sublineata
Lineage: Eukaryota; Metazoa; Arthropoda; Insecta; Coleoptera; Chrysomelidae
Product: aminopeptidase N
Exons: 15
Coding region: 219-3071 (950 amino acids)
Biological process (GO): peptide catabolic process; proteolysis
Cellular component (GO): cytoplasm
Molecular function (GO): metalloaminopeptidase activity; peptide binding; zinc ion binding
Source: RefSeq, a predicted model, not a curated record
ACUAGUCGAAUUGAGUAGUGCCUGAGUACAAACUCUUCUCAACUAAAUUAGCUAAUAGUUAACGACAAAGGAUUCAUUUGAAUAUAUGAACCAACUCUAAUGUGUGUUUAGAUACUGAAGAAUAAAAAUUUGCUAGUGCAUUUUUUAAUUCAUAAUAUGAGACAAGGUUAAGUGAAACUUUGUGUUUUUGUUAAAAUUUUUAUUUAUACUUCUUGAUUAUGUGGAGGCUGUACGUUACAUUACUAUUAGCAUCAAUACCUUUAAUCAAUGGUAGAGAGAAAAGAAGUAUAGACUUAAUAGCAGCCCACGGAUUGAUAUCUCAAGAGAGACUACCACACGAUACCUCUCCAUCCGGCUACCAUCUGUUCUUACAACCGUUUCCUAACGAUGGCUACUUCGAAGGAAAAGUCAAAAUAAAUGUAACCAUACAACAUAAGACCCACGAGAUAGUCUUACACGCCCAUCCGGAUUUAGUUAUAUUGCACUGCAAUAUCACCCAAUUGAUACCAUCGGAUGAGGAACUAAAACAAGCAAAUCUAAGCGAUCCGCUUGAAAGAGAUUUAGGUCCAGUACCUGUAGUUAUAGAAUCAGCUGAAAGAGUAAGAAACAAACCUCUCUAUAACAUAGUAUUACAGAGUCCCAUUAAAUCAGGAGCUUUGCUGGAAGUAUAUCUUCAAUUUACUGGUAAACUUUUCAAUGAUUCCUCGGAAGGUUUAUUCAGGAGCAGUUAUGUAGAUCCGACGACAAAAGAAACAAAAUGGUUUGUUUCCACCCACAUGAGACCCAAUAUGGCUAGGAGCGUUUUCCCUUGUUACGAUGAACCAGCUUUUAAAGUACCAAUAAUAAUAUCAGUGGCGAGACAUAAGAAAAUGAUUGCUGUUUCUAAUAUGCCACUAGAAUCUACUCUACCCCAUGAGAGUUUGAAGGAUUGGUAUUGGGAUACUUUUAAGAAAUCGCCUGUAAUGGCUACUUUUUCCAUAGGAAUAGUAAUUUCAGAAUUUAGCAACAUCACUUUCAAUGUAACAGCAGAUAAAGAUUUUCGUCUUACUAUAUGGGCAAGACCAGAUUUUAUAAACGCUAUUCAGAAUAUCUCUGAAAAAGUGAUAGAUGCUAUAAAGGUUUUGGAGGAAUUUUGGCAAACACCGUAUCCACUACCAAAAUUGGAUAUUUUUGCGCUACCAAAUUACCAAUCCACUAGACCAGCCGAUAGUUGGGGAGUACUCCUAUUUAAAGAAAGUGAAUUAGUAAGCAGAUGCUCGUGGCAAAUAAUACAUGAGUUAGUAUAUCAAUGGUUAGGAGCUCUAGCUACUCCUUUCUGGUGGAGUGAUGCUCACAUUAACAAUGCUUUAGUACGAUACGUCGCUGCUCAUACUAGUUUAAAGAUGCAUGAAUGCGACACUUUCUACAAUUGGCCAAUGACAAUGUUGUAUUCCAAUUAUUACGAAUUUAGUAAGAGAUAUCCAUAUGGAAAAAGUACGGCUAUCAAGCAAGAUUCUUCAUCAUCAAAAACAGAAUUGGUUUUUAGGAUGCUCAACUAUACUCUGGGAGAAACUACAUUCGUCCAUGGAAUGCAGAGAUUUAUGAUGGACAGACAGUACAAAACUUUUUUUGGGGAUGAUGUUUGGUUGAGUUUGACUGAACAAGCAAGAUUCGAUGAAAAACUUCCUCAACCAAUAACAAUAAAUGAAAUAGCAGCUUCUUGGAUAACAAAAGACAGAUUGCCAGUUGUAUCAGUGACUAGAAAUUAUGAAGACAACACUGCUAAUUUAAGUCAGAAAGUUUACUUGAGAGAGCGACCUCAUGAUGUUCCGGACCAAGAAAAAUUUUUAUGGUGGAUUCCAAUUAUUUUAGUUACCCAAAAUCAUUUAGAUUUCAGAAAUUCGACUCCCAUAACGUGGAUGAAAAGAGAAAGAGAUAUCCAACUAAAAGAUUUACCCGGAAAAGAUUCUUUUAUAAUUGUGAACCCAGAAGAGAUUGGGCCCUUCCCUGUAAAUUACGAUGAGAAAAAUUGGAACAUGUUAGCCGAUUUUCUGUGUUCUGAAAAUCGCCAAAAAAUUCCCGUAUACACUAGAGCAAAACUUUUACACGAUGCUUGGAAUCUAGCAUAUGCCGGUGAACUUAAUUUUGCUACAGCUUUAAAUAUGACGUUAUUCUUACAAAACGAACGAGAAUAUUUAGUAUGGGACCCUGUUUUUACUUUUAUAGAUCAUAUUGGAAGACACAUCGAUAGCACAUCAGCACAUAAAAAAUUUCAAACUUACGUAAAGUUGCUUCUAACACCUUUGUACAAAGAAUUAGGAAAUGAAACCCAGGAAGAAGAAGCUGAAGGCAAAUCUCAUUUAAGAAGUUCGUCAAAAGUGUUUUUAUGUCAAGCUGGCUACAAGCCUUGUAUUGAUGAAGCACAAGCUGCAUUUAAAGUAUGGAUGGAAUCUGCAGAUCCAGAUGAAGGAAAUCCGGUUGCGAAUCAAUAUAUUUGUCCUGUUUUUAAAUGGGGAACAAUGGAGGAAUGGGAAUUUGGAUUAGAAAGAGUGAUCAAGUUCCCUUCAACAAGAAUACCAAGUGAACGUACCUACUUAUUGAAAACAUUAGCUGGUUGCCCUAAUGAUGCUCAAAAAAUUGAACGUUUACUCAACAUAACGAUUUUGGAAAAAAAUGGCAACUUUACAGAUAAUGACAUGUAUUUGAUCUUUAGUAUGUUAACUGGAGGAGCCAAUGGAUACACUAAUUUGUUCAACUUUUUGAGAAACCAUUGGGAUGCUAUUAAAGUAAGAUUUGAGGAGAAGCCUCAACUAUGGAACAGCCUCGUAACUUCUGCUACAACAGUUUUUAAAACACAAAAAGGCUUAGAUAUGGUUUCUGAGCUUUAUGUUGAAAAACAAAGUGAAUUUGGUACGGCAGAUUUUGUUGUAGAAAGAGCAUUGAAGAACAUUAAGGAAGAAACAAAAUGGAGUAAUGAGAAUUUGCCAGUCAUUGAAACUUGGUUGGAUAAUUAUAUGAAAGUUAAUGGAAUUAAUGACACACAAAAAACGUUAAACUUUAAUAAAGAUAACAAUUCUACAAGUGUAUAUUAAAAUUAAGAUCAACAAAUAUACCACAUUAAAUGUCACACGAUUUUUUCGGAACAUUUUCCUUCGUUAUUUAUUAGUUAGUUUUUUAUAAAUCAUCAAUAUAGAAUUGAUUAAUAAUAGUGUAUAUAUUUGAAAAAUUCAAUUUAUUUAUAAUCAAAUGUAAUUAUUAUGGGAUUUAAUAGAAGUAAAGAAAAAUGAUUUUAA